UAUUGAGUAAGUGGAUUAUUGUACGCGAAAGCUAAUUUAUAAUUCGAUAUUUUAACAACAAUGACACAUUUGGUGGAAAAGAAACCUCCUUUCGUUGAAUCAAACACUGUUCAGAAUUGCCAUAAUUGUGAACAUGCAUUCAUAGACUCCAGAAUCAACUGCAGAGCAUGUGGGAAUGUUGUUUGUGAUGAAUGCAGCAAAAAUAGAAUUUGGCUUCCAUACCUUCCCGAAGGAGAGCCUGAAAAUGUUUGCGACAACUGCUUUGAUAAAAUUCAGCUUUUGUGAAAAAUGCAAGAGAGCUUUUUGCAUCAAAUGCUUGGAUGCGAGUGAUCACCACAAGAAUAAAGAUAAUAUUUGUGACAAUUGCAAAGAUGACGAGAGUGAAAGAAGAUCCUCCUCUUCAGGCAGAGCAGGGUCGUACGAUCCGACAGAUCUGUCGGACAAUUGCUGCGAUUCUGACUGUUGCAUGUUAUUCUGUGAAUGCAUGGAGUUGGGAGUUGCCAUUGGGGAAUUAUGUUGCUGUCUUGGCGGGAUAAUCUGUUCCGAUCCUGAAGACGAUUAGAAGAAAAUUAGUCGAAGACUUCAUAUUACUAUUUUGGGAUUGAAAACAUUCACAUAGAGCCGGAACUAUGUACUGCAAACUGGAAAAUGUACAUCCAUACAGUCUUAAAUAAAAAUGGCAAAAGUUGCAAAGGAAAUUUAUCAAUACUAUAUAUUGUUUUGGCCUUCACCGAUGUAUAAAUGAACUAAAAGUACUUAAACAAGUACUGAUUAAAAUUCAACAAACCUGGUUAAGAUAUAUUGAGAACAGACGUCAUACCAAAAUUGUUAAAGGACUACUUUAUGAACACCCUCACUCUAUUGAUUUGCUUAUGUAUUCAAAAAUCGGGUCUCAUGAAGUACUUCUAGCGGACGUAGCAUAAUUUUUUUUCAUAUGAUAUUUCUAACCAACACCUGACUACGUCGUCUAAAAUUGAUGUAUAAAAAUACCUAGUAUAGCCACGAUGGUCGGAAAUGGUAUCUCUUUAUGACGAAAAACAAGAGAAAUAGGAUGAUCGUCUGUGCGUUUAGACGACCAUCCGUAUACUUUGGAGGACCUUAUUACGUCACUGUGACGUAUUCAGGUGGGGGUUAGGAUCGACAUAUGCAGAAAUUGUUGAGCCAGGCCAACUAGAAGUACUUGUCGGCGCGUACUUCGGGAGACCCCAAAUAUAUAAUGAAAUGUUUUAUGAUCAUCUGCAAUACAAUUAAACGAUUGGGUAUGAGUUUUUACAUGGAAGCCUAUUCUGCUAACUAAUAUUACAGGGACACUAUUCUUCAUUUCUUUGAUUUAUGCAACAACUCUGUCAAUGAGAA
Messenger RNA from Styela clava, 1356 nucleotides. The record is from RefSeq and is a predicted model, not a curated record. NCBI's taxonomy places the organism in Eukaryota, Metazoa, Chordata, Ascidiacea, Stolidobranchia, Styelidae.